AUGGCAUCUUCUAAGGAAAUUCAGCAUUCUUCGAGACCUAGCCAAGGCCGACUUCCAUCACUGUCUACAAAUUCUUCGAGUUCCUAUCCACGACAGUCUCAUACAAGAAAUCACUCUCAUUCAGUAUCUGCAGGAUCACUUAUACCGAGCAGCAGGGUGACUCGACGCAAAAGUGUAUCUUCAAACGUUGCGAGUAAUGUUAAUGCACUUCUAGCUGCAGCGACAGCGAGCGAGGUUGGCGAUAAUCCUUUGGCAAUGCCAAUUUCUACACGAAGAGCAACAAUGAGGUCCGGACCUAUGGGCAGUCUACCAUCUCCACCAUCGAGUCUGCCAACUCACAGAAUAAGGUUGACUAUGAAGUCGGGGCGUGGAGAGAGUGCAAUUGACGAUGAUAACAACGACGAGGAAAUGGAGGACGAAGAAGACGACGAAUUUACAAAGAACAGAAUGAGAAGAGCGAGCGAAGGAUCACAACUCUUGAAAGAUGGCAAGAAGGCCAAUGCCAAUGAUCUCAAGUGUGACAAGUGCGGAAAAGGAUACAAGCACAGCAGUUGCUUGUCUAAGCAUUUAUGGGAACAUACACCACAAUGGUCCUACACCUCGAAAUUGUUGAUCUCAAAGCAUCAACAAGUACAGUUGCUAGAAGCGGCUGCCGUCCUUCUUGGAAUGAAUCAAGAUUCCGUCAAUACUCCACCGGACUCUGCAAAGGACCCUCAAAGUGAUGACCAGGAUUCUGCAUCUAGUCUGGGUGACCACGAGAUUGAUCGUGCCAGCUCCGCGGAUAUGACACCACCACCAGCGGAUAUACGUCACGCAUACGGUGGCAGUUCGUUCAACGGAUCAAGGAUACAUGCUGGAAAUAGUGACUCUUAUACCAUGUCGGAUAGGGUACGCUUUGGUGCUAGCGUUCCGGUCGGCUUUGGUCUUUUCCAUCAACAGAAUUAUGAGCGUCGCCCGCCCUCUUCCGGAAUGAAUGAGAAUCGAGAGGAAGAUACCUUAACCACAGCAAUGGAGGCCCACGGUCUUUCAAGCGAUUUCCCAGACGAUAUUCCUCCUGUACCUGGAAUCCCUGCUGAAUAUUUGAAUGAUCUUUCAGCAAGUUACACACCCAGCCUUCGCCCGCGGCAGAGGGAAAGUUUUGCCAGAGGGAGCUAUGACCGUCACCAACUCCAUGGAGAUGGAGAUGUACAAAUGGACGAUGGCGAUGAUAGUAUGGGAGAUGAGGAAGAUUAUGAUCUGCGUUCCCGCGGUCGUUCCGAUGAAGACGAUGAUGGUGUUUUUGGACGUAUGGAGGAAUAA
Messenger RNA from Botrytis byssoidea, 1299 nucleotides. RefSeq lists its product as uncharacterized. The record is from RefSeq and is a predicted model, not a curated record. The transcript has 3 exons. The coding region runs from base 1 to 1299 and encodes 432 amino acids. Lineage: Eukaryota; Fungi; Ascomycota; Leotiomycetes; Helotiales; Sclerotiniaceae.